This is a messenger RNA of Melampsora larici-populina 98AG31, 1359 nucleotides long. RefSeq lists its product as uncharacterized. Gene Ontology annotation, molecular function: RNA polymerase I cis-regulatory region sequence-specific DNA binding. The transcript has 6 exons. Gene Ontology annotation, cellular component: RNA polymerase I upstream activating factor complex; nucleus. The record is from RefSeq and is a predicted model, not a curated record. Lineage: Eukaryota; Fungi; Basidiomycota; Pucciniomycetes; Pucciniales; Melampsoraceae. Gene Ontology annotation, biological process: transcription initiation at RNA polymerase I promoter; nucleolar large rRNA transcription by RNA polymerase I. The annotation marks the transcript as partial.
UCAGAUCAAUUUAAUAAAUUACAAUCUAUAGAAGAAAAGAUAGAUUGGACGAUUAGUCGAAAAAGGUUAGAAUUAGAAGAUUCUUUAAAGAAAACUUUGGCGGUGAAACGUAGGAUGAGGAUUAAGGUUUGGAAUACGGUUGAUGGUCAGAGUUGGCAGAAAGGAUUAGGAGAUUUGGAAAAUAAGAAAGAAGAGCUCGAGAAGGAACCAGAAACGGAAAUUAAUAUGUUGAGUAAUAUUGAAGCUGUACCCAAAUGGACCUUACAUAUCGAAGGCAUGCUCUUAGAAGUAACUAAAGAAACGUUGCCGAAAAUCUUGGAAACCAAACGACCAUUCUCAUCCCUCAUCACCGGAUUAUUAAUCAAAGUAGAAAGACCCGAUGAAUUAUACCCAGAACCUAAUUUUGUAGAAUGGCAAAGAAGAACGAACCCAACUACCCCUUCCCCAAACGAGUUUUCAGAAUUCAAAUUCACUAGAACUGGAUCCGAAAGAUGUCAGAUCCGAUUAGCCUUUCAUUUAGAUCAAUUUCCACAAAGGUUAAAGUUAAUGCCUAUCUUGGGAGACGUUUUGGAUUUGAAAGAAGCUUCGUUGAGUGAGAUUAUGGAUUCGAUUUGGAGGUAUGUUAAGAAAGAAAGGUUACAGGAUUCGAUGGAUAAACGACAGAUUAAAAAAGAUCAGAAAUUAGCUUGUUUGUUUCCUCCUAUGUGUGAUAAAAUGCCGUUUCAUCAAUUAACUGAUAGUGUAAGAAGGUUUAUUGGAAUGUCAGAACCAGUGCGUAUAGAUUAUGAGAUAGAUGUUGAAGAAGGAUGUGAAGGAAAAGCGAAAUAUUAUGAUGUUGAAUUUAGUAUAGAAGAUCCAGCUAAACUUCAUAUGAUGAAAGUUAAAGAAUCGUUGGAUGGUCAAGAUCAAAUUUCGAAAGAGAUUAUAGCAUUGGAUGAACAAAUUAUGGAAUCGAUAGCAAAACUUAAAGAAAUCAAAAGCAAACGAGAUUUUUAUCAAGAUUUUUCAAAAGAUCCCAUAAGUUUUAUAAAACGAUGGAUCAAUUCACAAUCAGAAGAUUUAAAUGAAUUAUUAGGUUUAGAAGACGAUCGAAAAAGAAGUUCAGAUUUUUAUCAAAAUAAUGAUUGGAUACAUGAAGCUAUUAAGGUUUAUCAACUUCGAGAAUUUAAUUCAAAGGUUGUGAAUUCUUCUACUUCUUCUCAACAACAACAACCACUUCAUUCUCAACAUCCACAUCCACUUCAACAUCCAAAUGGAAGUCUCGGGAGUAUUAAUCAUGCUGUUGGAGCUGGGUUUGGAGGAUUGAAUUCGGUGGUCGGUCAUGGGAUUAAUCAUAAUAUGAAUCAAAUUAGAAGAUAA